GACAUCACACAGAAGGGCUAUGAGAAGAAACGAACCAAGCUGCUGGCUCCCUUCCUCCCUCAGAUCACCAGUAAGUCCAGGCCUUUCUCUUCUCUCUUUCUCCUCCUCUUCUCUUUUCAUCCUCCUCUUCUUCCUCUUCCUCCCACAGAUCACCAGUAAGACACAUCUGCUCCUCUUUUUAUCUUUUUCUUUCUGUCCCCAUUUCUUUGUCGUUGUCCUUCUUUUAUAUUUUCUUCAUAAUACACUUUAUCUUCUCUCUCAUCUUUUCGGUCCGUUCUCCUCCUCCUCUUCUCUCCUCCUCUUCUCUCCUCCCGCUCGACUAUUGUCUUCCUCCUUCCUCCUCAUUGCUCUCUUCUUGUCUGACCUCUCUUGAUAUUUGUCAUCCACGCGUCUCCUCACCGGGGCAGAUGACAUGGCAGCAGCGAGUACAAGACAUGACUAUCUGUUUUCAGCCUAACCCCAGACUCAAACAAAUGCCUUUUCAAUCAAACUGACAGCAAUGACCAAGCUCAUCAACUAAGUCAGUUUUGCACCAACAAGUCAUUUCUAUGGGGAAAGAAUGCACAGAUGAACCAAAACUGUUCCACAAAUAGUGGGUUAUUGGACUGACUUCCCCAUUAUUGUUUUUCCGCAACUGUUUUUGACCUCCCUCUGUCUGUGUGUUCAUAUGGCGAUGGGAGCGUUUAUGGCUCUCUGCUGCACUCUAGUGGUGGAUGACGGAACAGCUGCAUUGCUGCUCAAACGUAGUACAAUGGUAGAUGCGAAGUGUGAUCUUUGAGACAACCCUACCCUUACUCUAACCAUAAGUCGGUACCUAACCUUAACCGUUUUACAUUUCUAUUUUAAUGGGGGUGACGUCAGAGUUGGGUCAAACGAGGACGUGGUUAAUAUAAAUCUAGCUGUGUUUUUUUUCUAUGCAUUGGCAGGACAGAAGGAAGUAUCUCGUAAACUCAAGGGCGGGGUGUGUGUCUCUUUGUUAACAACAGCUGGUGCACUCGGGGUUCUGCUUGCCUGAGUUAGAAUACCUCAUGAUAAACUGUAGACCAUACUAUUUACCAAGAGAGUUUUCAUCUAUAUUUUUCAUAGCUGUCUACUUACCACCACAAACAGAUGCUGGCGUUAAGACCGCACUCAACGAAGCAAACAAGAAAAUGCUCACCCAGAAGCAGCGCUCCUAGUGGCCAGUGAUUUUAAUGCAGGAAAACAGAAAUCCAUCUUACCUAAUUUCUACCAGCAUGUCACCUGUGCAACUAGAGGGGAAAAAACUCUAGAUCACCUUUACUCCACACACAGAGACGCAUACAAAGCUCUACCUCGCCCUCCAUUUGGUAAAUCUGACCAUAACUCUAUCCUCCUGAUUCCUGCUUACAAGUAAAAACUAAAAUCGUAAGUGACACGCUCUAUUCGGAAGUGGUCCGAUGAAGCGGAUGCUAAGCUACAAGACUGUUUUGCUAGCACAGACUGGAAUAUGUUCCGGGAUUCAUCCAAUGGCAUUGAGGAGUUUACCACAUCAGUCACCGGCUUCAUUAAUAAGUUCAUUGAUGACGUCGUCCCAACCAGAAGCCAUGGAUUUCAGACAACAUCCGAAAGGAGCUAAAGGCUAGAGCUGCCGCUUUCAAAGAGCGGGACCCUAUCCCGGACGCUUAUACGACACCUGAAAUGACACUCAUUGGAUGUGGCAGGGCUUGCAAACUAUCAUGGAUUACAAAGGGAAACCCAGCCACGAGCUGCCCAGUGAUACGAGCACCAGCUGUUCCAGACCACUGUGUGAUCACGCUUUUUGUAGCCGAUGUGAGUAAGACCUUUAAACAGGUCAACAUUCACAAGGCCGCAGAGCCAGGUGGAUUACCCGGACGCAUACUCGGAGCAUGCGCUGACCAGCUGGCAAGUGUCUUCACUGACAUGUUCAACUUCUCCAUGACCCAGUCUUUAAUACCUACAUGUUUCAAGAAGACCACCAUAGUCCCUGUGUCUAAGAACGCCAAGGUAACCUGUCUAGAUGACUAUCGCCCGUAGCACUAAAAUCUGUAGCCAUAAUAGCUUUGAAAGGCUUGCCAUGGCUAACAUCAACACCAUAUCCCCCAAACACCCUGGACCCACUCCAAUUCGCAUACCGCCCCAACAGAUCCACAGAUGACCAAUCUCUAUUGCACUCCACACUGCCCUUUCCCACUUGGACAAAAGGAACACCUAUGUGAGAAUGCUGUUCAUUGACUACAGCUCAGUGUUCAACACCAUAGUGCCCUUGAAGCGCAUCACUAAGAUAAGGUCCCUGGGACUGAACACCUCCCUCUGCAACUGGAUCCUAGACUUCCUGAUGUGCCGCCCCCACGCUGACCCUCAACACAGGGGCCCUUCAGGGGUGCGUGCUUAGUCCCCUUCAAUAGUCUCUGUUCACCCUGGUCGCGCACGACUCCAACACCAUUAUUAUGUUUGCCGACGACGCGACGGUGGUGGGCCUGAUCACCUGGCAGUGUGGUGACAGGACAACAAUCUCUCCCUCAACGUCAGUAAGACAAAGGAGCUGAUCGUGGACUACAGGAAACGGAGGGCCGAGCACGGCCCUAUUCACAUCGACAGGGCUGUAGUGGAGCGGGUCGAGAGCUUCAAGUUCCUUGGUGUCCACAUCACUAAGAAUCUAUCAUGGUCCAAACACACCAACAAAGUUCUGAAGAGGGCACGAAAACGCCUCUUCCCACUCAGGAGGCUGAAAAGAUUUGGCAUGGGACCUUAGAUCUUCAAAAAGUUAUACAGCUGCACCAUCGAGAGCAUCUUGAAUGGCUGCAUCACUGCUUGGUAUGGCAACUGCUUGGCAUCUGACCGCAAGGCACUACAGAGGGUAGUGCCAACAGCCCAGUACAUCACUGGAGCCGAGCUCACUGACAUCCAGGACCUCCUAUACCAGGCAGUGUCAGAGGAAGGCCCCAAAUAUGGUCUAAGACUCCAGCCACCCAAGCUACAGACUGUUCUCUCUGCUACCACAUUGCAAGCGGUACCAAUGCACCAAGUCUAUAACCAACAGGAUCCUGAACGGCUUCUAGCCCUAAGACUUCUAAACAAGACUGCUAAAUAGCUAAUCAAAUGGCUACCUGUAUUGACCCUUUUUUGCACUAACUCUCUUGCACUGACUCUAUGCACACACUGGACUCUACCUACACACUCACACAUACAGUUGAAGACGGAAGUUUACAUACACCUUAGCCAAAUACAUUUAAACUCAGUUUUUCACAAUUCCUGACAUUUAAUCCUAGUAAGAAUUCACUGUCUUAGGUCAGUUAGGAUCACCACUUUAUUUUAAGAAUGUGAAAUGUCAGAAUAAUAGUAGAGAGAAUUAUUUAUUGAAGCUUUUAUUUCUUUCAUCACAUUCCCAGUGGGUCAGAAGUUUACAUACACUCAAUUAGUAUUUGGUAGCAUUGCCUUUAAAAUUGUUUAACUUGGGUCAAACGUUUCGGGUAGCCUUCCACAAGCUUCCCACAAUAAGUUGGGUGAAUUUUGGCCCAUUCCUCCUGACAGAGCUGGUGUAACUGAAUUCAGGUUUGUAGGCCUCCUUGCUCGCACACGCUUUUUCAGUUCUGCCCACACAUUUUCUAUAGGAUUGAGGUCAGGGCUUUGUGAUGGCCACUCCAAUACCUUGACUUUGUUGUCCUUAAGCCAUUUUGCCACAACUUUGGAAGUAUGCUUGGGGACAUUGUCCAUCUGGAAGACCCAUUUGCGACCAAGCGUUAACUUCCUGACUGAUGUCUUCAAUAUAUCCACAUAAUUUUCCUUCCUCAUGAUUCCAUCUAUUUUGUGAAGUGCACCAGACCCUCCUGCAGCAAAGCAUCCCCACAGCAUAAUGCUGCCACCCCCGUUUGCUUCACUGUUGGGAUGGUGUUCUUCGGCUUGCAAGCUACCUCCAAACAUAACGAUGGUCAUUAUGGCCAAACAGUUCUAUUUUUGUUUCAUCAGACCAGAGGACAUUUCUCCAAAAAGUACGAUCUUUGUCCCCAUGUGCAGUUGCAAACCGUAGUCUGGCUUUUGUAUGGCGGUUUUGGAACAGUGGCUUCUUCCUUGCUGAGUGACCUUUCAGGUUAUGUCAGUAUAGGACUCGUUUUACUGUGGAUAUAGAUACUUUUGUACCUGUUUCCUCCAGCAUCUUCACAAGGUCCUUUGCUGUUGUUCUGGGAUUGAUUUGCACUUUUCGCACCAAAGUACAUUAAUCUCUAGGAGACAGAACAUGUCUCCUUCCUGAGCGGUAUGACGGCUGCGUGGUCCCAUGGUGUUUAUACUUGCGUACUAUUGUUUGUACAGAAGAACGUGGUACCUUCAGGCGUUUGGAAAUUGCUCCCAAGGAUGAACCAGACUUGUGGAGGUCUACAAUUCUUUUUCUGAGGUCUUGGCUGAUUUCUUUUGAUUUUCCCAUGAUGUCAAGCAAAGAGGCACUGAGUUUGAAGGUAGGCCUUGAAAUACAUCCACAGGUACACCUCCAAUUGACUCAAAUGAUGUCAAUUAGCCUAUCAGAAGCUUCUAAAGCCAUUAAAUAAUUUUCUGGAAUUUCCCAAGCUGUUUAAAGGCACAGUCAACUUAGUGUAUGUAAACUUCUGACCCACUGGAAUUGUGAUACAGUGAAAUAAUCUGUCUGUAAAGAAUUGUUGGAAAAAUUACUUGUGUCAUGCACAAAGUAGAUGUCCUAACCGACUUGCCAAAACGAUAGUUUGUUAACAAGACAUUUGUGGAGUGGUUGAAAAACAAGUUUCAAUGACUCCAACCUAAGUGUAUGUAAACUUCCGACUUCAACUGUACUUACACUGACACCCCAACACACACACACACGCGCACACACACAUUACAUGCACACACGUAUACUGUCGCCACACACUCACACACAUUUUCACAUUGACUACUUAUGCUGCUGCUACUGUCUUAUCUAUCCUUUUGCCUUGUCACUUUACCCCUACCUAUAUGUACCUAUAUGAACCUUGGCGUGACCCUGGACAACACCCUGUCGUUCUCCGCUAACAUCAAAGCGGUGACCCGAUCCUGCAGGUUCAUGCUGUACAACAUUUGCAGAGUACGACCCUACCUUACACAGAAAGCGGCACAGGUCCUAAUCCAGGCACUUGUCAUCUCCCGUCUGGAUUACUGCAACUCGCUGUUGGCUGGGCUCCCUGCCUGUGCCAUUAAACCCCUACAACAUAUCCAGAACGCUGCAGCCCAUCUGGUGUUCAACCUUCCCAAGUUCUCUCAUGUCACCCCGCUCCUCCGCACACUCUACUGGCUUCCAGUUGAGGCUCGCAUCUACUACAAGACCAUGGUGCUUGCCUACGGAGCUGUGAGGGGAACGGCACCUCCUUACCUUCAGGCUCUGAUCAGACCCUACACCCAAACGAGGGCACUACGUUCAUCCACCUCUGGCCUGCUAGCCCCCCUACCUCUACGGAAGCACAGUUCCCGCUCAGCCCAGUCAAAGCUAUUCGCUGCUCUGGCACCCCGAUGGUGGAACAAGCUCCCCCAUGCUGCCAGGACAGCGGAGUCACUGACCACCUUCCGGAGACACUUGAAACCCUACCUCUUUAAGGAAUACCUGGAAUAGUAUAAAGUAAUCCUUCUUCCCCCACCCCCCAUUAAAAAUAAAUAAAUAAAAAGUGGUUGUCCCACUGGCUAUCAUAAGUUGAAUGCACCAAUUUGUAAGUCGCUCUGGAUAAGAGCGUCUGCUAAAUGAUGUAAAUGUAAAUGUAAGUAGCUCACAGUUUUUAGUUUGUGUGUCACCUGGAACCAGUGGCCCAGAGUCACCUCUCGGCUCUUUGGUUGUUUCUACUCCCCAGUUUACCGCAGAUCUCUGUUCAUUGGUUGGUUCUUCUCCCCAGCUUUCCUCAGAUCUCUGUUCAUUGGUUGGUUCUUCUCCCCAGGAUGCCUCAGCUAUGUCACACUGUGGUGCGGUGUUUUCUGUGGACACAUCUGACUGAGUUAUUUGAAUGGGGGUAAAGUAAUGAUAAACGGUCUGUUAGUUAGUAGUAAGGUUAUAUCAAAUUAAAUAUUGUUUCAGGAGUUGCCUGUCCAAAUCCAAAAUUGUGUGCCUGUGUGUCUGCAUGUACAAUGUGCGUGUCAGCGAUUGUUUGUGUAAGUGUCAGCGAGUGGGUGUGUGUUUGUGAUAGGGCUGGGCGAUAUAUAAAAUGAAUUAGAUUAAUUAGAAUGUACAGUGCCUUCGGAAAGUAUUCAGACCCCUUGACUUUUUCCACAUUUUGUUACGUUACAGCCUUAUUCUAAAAUUGAUUUAAAAAAGUAUAUAUCCUCAGCAAUCUACACACAAUAACCCAUAGUGACGAAGCGAAAACAGGUUUUUAGAACGUUUUGCAAAUUUAUUAAAAAUAGAAAACAAAAAUACCUUAUUUACAUAAGUAUUCAUACCCUUUGCUAUGAGACUUGAAUUGAUCCUAGAGCUGGCCGCCCCGCCAAACUGAGCAAUCGGGGGAGAAGGGCCUUGGUCAGGGAGGUGACCAAGAACCCAAUGGUCACUCUGACAGAGCUCUAAAGUUCCUCUGUGGAGAUGGGAGAACCUUCCAGAAGGACAACCAUCUCUGCAGCACUCCACCAAUCAGGCCUUUAUGGUAGGAAGCCACUCCUCAGUAAAAGGCACUUGACAGCCGGCUUGACACUUAAAGACUCUCAGACCAUGAGAAACAAGAUUCUCUGGUCUGAUGAAACCAAGAUUUAACUUUUUAGCCUGAAUGCCAAGCGUCACGUCUGGAGGAAACAUGGCACUAUCCCUACGGUGAAGCAUGGUGGUGGCAGCAUCAUGCUGUGGGGAUAUUUUUCAGCGGCAGGAACUGGGAGACUAGAUCGAGCCAAAGAUGAACGGAGCAAAGUACAGAGAGAUCCUUGAUGAAAACCUGCUCCAGAGCGCUCAGGACUUCAGACUGGGGCGAAGGUUCACCUUCCAACAGGACAAUGACCCUAAGCACACAGCCAAGACAACACAGGAGUGGCUUCGGGACAUGUCUCUGAAUGUCCUUGAGUGGCCCAGCCAGAGCCCGGACUUUAACCUGACCAAACAUCUCUGGAGGGACCUGAAAAUAGCUGUGCAGCAACUCCCCAUCCAACCUGACAGAGCUUGAGAGGAUCUGCAGAGAAGAAUGGGAGAAACUCCCCAAAUACAGGUGUGCCAAGCUUGUAGUGUCAUACCCAAGAAGACUCAAGGCUGUAAUCGCUGCCAAAGGUGCUUCAACAAAGUACUGAGCAAAGGGUCUGAAUACUUAUGUAAAUGUGAUAUUUCAAUUUUUUUGUAUUCAUAAAUUAGCAAACAUUUCUAAAAAAAAGUUUUUGCUUUGUCAUUAUGGGGUAUUAUGUGUAGAUUGAUGAGUAAAAAAACGAUUUAAUCAAUUUUAGAAAAAGGCUCUAACCUAAUAAAAUGUUGAAAAAGUCAAGGGGUCUGAAUACUUUCCGAUGUUUUGCGCGAUAUUCCAAAUGCCUGUAUCGCAAGAAUCAAGGUUUUGUUAUUUUUCGUUUUUAUGAGCGUUUAUGUCCGCUUGUUCUCAUGUUGUAUUUUUGGUGUCGUCUCCUUCACUCCUCUGUGCUGUGUACACCUUUCCAUUUAUACCAGAGAUCUGUAUAUAAUGACGAGAUGCACGUCUCUGCCCUAACAAUGGGAGUCGUUGUCCCAUAGAAAUGCAUUGGCCUUAAUUUGGACAGAUUUUAGCGCUUCGCCUCUUCCUCUGGUUUACACACACACCAAGCCCCUCCCCUGCCUCUCACGCCAACAAAGUUGAGAUAUCAGACCUUUCUCUCUGACAAGCGGUUUCAACCCCCUAUUUGUAUUUGAGGUUUGGUCCGACAGAAUCGGUCAUAUGGACACCAAAACACAUUGAGACAUUAUUUUACUGUAAUAGAGGAGACGUUAACUUGUGUUUCAACUACUUAAAUUGGGCGCAGAGCAGAUGCUACUAAAGCGAGAGUAUCAUUGAACAUUGAUUCUGGAAAAUGUAUGCUCAGUUUGUCAGUUUAGCCAAAGACUGAUAUACUAGCUGUCUACUCUAUAAGGAAUUGAAAUAAGGAAUUGGCAAACUGAGAAAUAAGGUAGGCCACUUGAUUUCAACAUCUGAACAAAUUGGACAGGCUAACAUGCUUUUCAAACAGUUGGAGACAGACAGAAGGGUGUGUUCAUAACAAUUCAACUGUUCAACCUUGUUAGCUAGCAAAUAGAUCCAAGUUGGCUAAACUUGAAAUAUAAAGAUUAGCUGGCAAAUCACUAGCACAUGGGCUUAAUAUUGUUAAUAUUGUAAUAUUCUAUAGCCUAAUGCCUGCUACAAGAAGUUAGUCAUUAUUAGUGAAUGUGCAUUAUGCUUGGUUCUAGUUAAAUUUGUAACAAAAAAGGGCAUUUUCAUAGACUUGAAAGCCAGAUCAAUGAUUAUUGCAAAAAAAAGCAGGUUAAACUAUUUUGAUAAAAUAAUUACAUUAUUAGUGGGUCUUAUGGUUGUGCCUAGGUAUAACUUCACACGCCCUGAAUUCAUUAGAUUAUUGCUGACUGUUUGAAAUGCAGUGUAUUAUUUAAAGAAAACAUUUAAAAAAUAGAUAUACACUAAGUAGCAGUUUGCUGCCACCCAUCAUGAAAACAGAGCAGGCUAACACUAGCAGUGCUAGCCCACCAGUGUUUUUUUCCAUGGCUGUGCACAAAUGCGUCAGGUGUGAGACGUUUCCACACAAUCACAAGAUGAACAUAAGGUGGAACUGGAAAAUGGACAGGAAUUUGUCUGCCCUAAAUGCAUCACCAUCAAGCAGCUUAGGGAAGAGAUCCUCCGGCUGUUAGCUCUUCUGCGAGAAAAGGAUAACCUUCCUUCUAAGUACACCGACCUUGCUGUAACCCAGGCAAACCACAUCUCAGUUUUAAAUGCCCCCUAUAGCAAAGCUGUCAAUGAGUCGGGCAGCGUUGAUCUGUCCCAAUCCAACGGACACAUGUUAAGCUCCGCAGCCCAUGGGAGACUGGACACUCGCAAGGCGUAGGAGAUCGGGGAGGCAGUCUGGCCACCCUUUAUCUAUCCGAGAAGGUCCGAUAAAGCUAUCAAACAGCUUUGUCCCACUUGAGAUGGACCUACCAACCCCCGGGAGUCAGCACGGAUCCUGGGUGCAUACCAACAGCCUGCGGCCGCCCAGUGGCACCCUCCCCCACGGCCACCGCAGUUCAGCAGGUUGCUUCCCCAUCGGAUUCCAUCACGUCCACAAUCAUUGUGGGCAGCUCGAUGAUGAGAGAUUUUGGCCAGCCUACGAUCUGUGGACCGAUCAAGGUCCACUGUCACGCUGGAGCCCGUGUCCAUGACAUCAACUCCCUCCUGCCCACGGUUCUGGCCAACUACUCCAACAUUGACACCAUCGUCACUCACGUAGGUUUUAACGACCUUCGUUUUAGGCGAUCUGAGGGAGGACUACAAAAAAAAUGUAAACACCCUUGCUAGCACAGGUAAGAUAAUAAUUAUCUCUGGCCCCCUCCUGUGCUACCGAAGGAGUUCGGAAAGUUUCAGCCGACUCUUUGCCCUGAACGAGUACCUGAAGUAACUUUGCAACGACAGGAAUGUCUCUUUUUGUGACAACUUUGAUUUGCUGUGGUGGGAGCAACCAGCACUUUUUAAAAGAGACGGAAUUCAUCCUAACCACAGCGUUUCCAGGAUUAUUUCCUGCAACAUUGCAAACUGUUUUAGAGAUAGAUGGACAUGUCUGGUAGUGCUCCAGUUCUCCCUGUCAGAAUAAGCAACAGAGGACUUGGAAAUCAACUCCUGUAGAAAUGGCACUAUGGUUAUUGUGAGUAACCUAAUUUAUGUUCCUUUAACUCUGCCUUCUAGUGAGUUUAUACAAACUUUUAUACGUCAGAAAAUGUGGUUGUAACGUUAAUAAUUUGGUUGUUACUCCAUUUGUAACCUCGAGGUAGAUGCCCCAGGGGCAGAAUGGCCCACACUCAUUGAACAUGGCACUUUUAAAUGUUAGAGCAAUCACAAGUAAAACCUUUCUCAUGAAAAACUCAUUACUGAGUGCAAAGUUGAUUGCAUGGCCCCGUGUAGCUCAGUUGGUAGAGCAUGGCGCUUGCAACAGCAGGGUUGUGGGUUCGUUUCCCACGGGGGGCCAGUAUGAAAAUGUAUGCACUCACUAACAGUAAGUCGCUCUGGAUAAGAGCGUCUGCUAAAUGACUAAAAUGUCAAAUGUAAAUGUUUCUCACUGAAACAUGGCUGUCUUCAGACUGUAGUGCUGCUCUUAUUGCAGUCUCCCCCCUGGACUACAGCUUUCCAUACUAUAUCAUGAAAGGGGAAAAGGUGGGGGGACAGCCUCUAUUUUUACUAAUGCUGUGUGACAAUUAGAAAUGCCAGACGGGCUCAUUUUUCUAACUUGAUCACUGUUAAUCAGAAUAAUUCACGAGUGCUCUUCUCGACCAUUGAUGGCCUGAUUAAUCCUACCCCCGCAAACCUAUGUGAACUUUUCUCCACAUCUAAAUGUGUGCUGAGUUUGUGGCAUUUUUCAGAGAUAAGAUAACCAACAUUAUGCUGGGUAUCAGUCAAGCAAGACCUGAUGAGAAGUUUGAUGAUACCUCGCAAAGGCACUAUGGACUUAUUUUUCCCUGGUUGAUACAGACAUGCUCAGGAAAGUGAUAUCACAAUUUAAGCCUUCUACCUGCCUUCUCGAUCCUAUCCCCACCACCUUCUACAAAACAGUUUUUAAUUGCAUAUCUGAAGAAGAGCAAGCUAUUGUUAUCACUCCCUGUUCAUAGCACUUUCCCCACUGCACUAAAAACUGCUAUGGUGAAACCCCUUCUGAAGAAAAGUAAUCUAGAUUCUUUAACUCUUAGCAAUCUUCAGCCAACCUUCCAUUCUUAAGCAAAAUUCUGGGGAAAUUGGUGUUCAAACAGCUAAAUGGUUUUUUGAAGUGCCAACUGUGUUUUGGAAAAAUUCCAAUCUGGUUUUCGUGCCCACCACAACACAGACAGCCUUAGUUAAAGUGGUAAAUGAUCUUAGAGCGAACACAGAUGCCAAACAGCUCUCUGUCCUUGUACUCUUAGAUUUAAAUGCUGCAUUCGACAUUGUUGACCAUGAUGUCCUUCUGGACAGACUGGAGAGGUAGGUUGGCCUCUCCGGUCCAGUUCUAAAUUGGUUUAGGACCUAUUUAACCGGUCGAGAGUUUUUUGUCACCCUUGGUGAACAUAACUCAGAGAAAAUACAUAUCAUAUGUGGCGUUCCACAUGGUUCAAUUUUGGGUCUGCAACUGUUCAGUUUAUACACUACCAGUCAAAAGUUUGGACACACCUACUCAUUCAAGGGUUUUUCUUUAUUUUUACUAUUUUCUACAUUGUAGAAUAAUAGUGAAGACAUCAAAACUAUGAAAUAACACAUAUGGAAUCAUGUAGUAAGCAAAAAAGUAUUAAACAAAUCAAAAUAUAUUUUAUAUUCGAGAUUCUUCAAAUAGCCACCCUUUGCCUUCAUGACAGCUUUGCACACACUUUGCUUUUCCUUAAGAUGCUUUUUAGUUGUUUAGUUUGUCAUUAUUUUGUUUUUUUAUCUUAUGUUUGUUGUGUAGUAAAUAUUUCAGCUUUUAUUUUCAUUGUUUUUAUUAGUUUUUUCCUGUAAAGCACAGUCUGAAAUGUGCUGUAUAAAUAAAGCUUGAUUUGAUUUGAUGACCGAAAGUAUGUGGACACAUGCUCUACCAACUGAGCUACAGGAGGCCUGCAUCUUCUGUAUACCCCCCCUACCUUGUCACAACACAACUGAUUGGCUCAAACGCAUUAAGAAGGACAUUCCACAAAUUAACUUUUAACAAGGCACACCUGUUCAUUGAAAUGCGUUCCAGGUGACUACCUCAUGGAGCUGGUUGAGAGAAUGCCAAGAGUGUGCAAAGCUGUCAUCAAGGAAAAGGGUGGCUUUUUGAAGAAUCUCAUAUAAAAUAUAUUUUGAUUUGUUUAACACUACAUGGUUACUACAUGAUUCCAAAUGUGUUAUUUCAUAGUUUUGAUGUCUUCACUAUUAUUCUACAAUGUAGAAAAUAGUAAAAAUAAAGAAAAACCAUGGAAUGAGUAGGUGUGUCCAAACUUUUGACUGGUACUGUAUAUGUUACCCCUUGGCAACAUUAUCAGAAAGCACAGCAUAGAUUGUCACUGCUACACAGACGACACACAACUUUACAUUUGUGUCACCAGAGGAUUUUAGCUCCACGGAUAAAUUAUUAGACAAUAUUAGUGAUUUCAAUACUUGGAUGGCUCACAGCUUCCUCCAGCUAAAUCAAGACAAGGCCGAGGUACUUAUUGUUGGAGCCAAAGCACAGAGAGAGAAUCUUGCUGCACAUUUUAAUUCACGGGCAAUAGAGCUAAAACACCAGGUAAAAAACCUAGGUGUUAUUUUAGACUGAACUAAAUUUUGAAUCACACAUUAGGAAUGUGACAUAGCUUUUUACCACCUGAGGAACAUUGCUAAGGUGUGUCCGUUUUCUCUCUCAGGCUGAUACAGAGAGACUCAUCCAUGCUUUUAUUACAAGCAGGCUUGACUACUGUAAUUCUCUCCUGUCUGGUCUACCCAAGAAAGCAAUUGGUCAACUGUAAAACAUACAGAAUGCUGCAGCACGGUUACUGACCAAGACCAGACGGAGAGCACACAUUACACCGGUUUUAAGGUCUCUGCACUGGCUGCCUGUGAGUCCAUGAUUGUGCACCCCAUUACAUGUCAGACAUACUUUUAAGUUAAGUACCCAGUAGGUUCCUCAGAUCCUCUGGCACUGGCCUUUUAACUUUCCCAAAGCCUAGGACCAAGAGGCACGGAGAGGCAGCCUUUAGUUAUUAUGCCCCCAGCCUCUGGAAUAGCCUGCCAGAUAACCUGAGGGGGGCUGAAACUGUUGACAUAUUUAAGAGAUCUUAAAACACAUGUUUUUAGCUUUGCUUUUCCUUAAGAUGCUUUUUAGUUGUUCAGUUUGUCAUUAUUUUGUUUUUUAUCUUAUGUUUGUUGUGUAGUAAAUAUUUCAGCUUUUAUUUUCAUUGUUUUUAUUCGUUUUGUUUUCCUGUAAAGCACAUUGCGUUGCAUUCCAUGUCUGAAAUGUGCUGUAUAAAUAAAGCUUGAUUUGAUUUGAUGAACGAAAGUAUGUGGACACCUGCUCGUCGAACAUCUCAUUCCAAAAUCAUGGGCAUUAGUAUGGAGUUGGUACCCCCUUUGCUGCUAUAACAGCCCCCACUCUUCUGGGAAGGCUUUCCACUAGAUGUUGGAACAUUGCUUAUGCCAUUCAGCAAUAAGAGCAUUAGUGAGGUCGGGCACUGAUGUUGGGCGAUUAGGCCUGGCUCGCAGUCGGCGUUCCAAUUCAUCUCAAAGGUGUUAGAUUGGGUUGAGGUCAGGGCUCUGUGCAGGCCAGUCAAGUUCUUCCACAACGAUCUUGAAAAACAAUUUCUGUAUGGACCUCGCUUUGUGCACGGGGGCAUUGUCAUGCUGAAACAGGAAAGGGCCUUACCUAAACUGUUGCGACAUAAUUGGAAGCACAGAAUCAUCUAGAAUGUCAUUCUAUGCUGUAGCGUUAAGAUUUAUCUUCAAUGGAACUAAGAGGCCUAGCCCGUACCAUGAAAAACAGCCCUAGAGCAUUAUUCCUCCUCCACCAAACUUUCCAGUUGGCAGUAUGCAUUUGGGCAGGUAGCGUUCUCCUGGCAUCCGCCAAACCCAGAUUUGUCCGUCUGACUGCCAGAUGGUGAAGCGUGAGUCAUCACUCCAGACGACGCUUGGCAUUGCGCAUGGUGAUCUUAGGCUUGUGUGAGGCUGCUUGGCCAUGGAAACCCAUUUCAUGAAGGUCCCGACGAACAGUUCUUGUGCUGACGUUGCUUCCAGAGGCAGUUUGGAACUUGGUAGUGAGUGUUGCAACCGAAGACAGACGAUUUUUAUGCGCUACGCGCUUCAGCACUUGGCGGUCCCUUUCUGUGAGCUUAUGUGGCCUACCACUUCGCGGCUGAGGUGUUGUUGCUCCUAGACGUUUUCACUACACAGUAACAGCACUUACAGUUGACCGGCGCAGCUCUAACAGGGCAGAAAUGUGACGAACUGACUUGUUGGAAAGGUGGCAUCCUGUGACGGUGCCACGUUGAAAGUCACUGAGCUCUUCAGUAAGGCCAUUAUACUGGCAAUGAUUGUCUAUGGAGAUUGCAUGGCGGUGUGCUCAAUUUUAUACACCUGUCAGCAACGGGUGUGCCUGAAAUAGCAGAAUCCACUAAUUUGAAGGGGUUUCCAGAUACUUUUGUAUAUAUAGUGUAAAUCGUGAAUCGUCCAUAAGUUUGAAAAAAUUGAGAUAUGAUUUUUAGGCCAUAUCGCACAGCCCUAGUUUGUGUGUACUAUGUGUUUGUGUGUGUGUGUGUGUGUGUUAAAGCCAGGUGCUGAGUAUCUCCUCGUUCCUCUCUCUGUCCAGGUGUGGAUCUGCCUCUCCCAGACGUCCAGCAGCAGUCGUCCUCCGGACCUACCAGUGGUGAGCCCAGCCCUGCCAGCCCUGACCGUAGCCCUGCCAGUCCUGAGGCCCCUGGCCCCUCGUCUUCCUCCGGGGGCCGCAGAAACCGCAGCGGGGGAGCCAGGGACGACCGCUACAGAUCAGGUACAGACACACACAUACUGUACAUUUAUACAUGUCACACACACACACAUUCAGAUUCCGAAAACAUGAAGGUCCUCAAUGAGGCAAUGUAUUUAGCAGCAAACACAAUACAUUCAGAGGAAAUCACAGAUUUAGAAGCAACAACAUAGCAAAGGAAACAACGGAAGUAGACUAAGUACAGUGGGGGAAAAAAAAGUAUUUAGUCAGCCACCAAUUGUGCAAGUUCUCCCACUUAAAAAGAUGAGAGAGGCCUGUAGGUACACGUCAACUAUGACAGACAAAAUGAGGGAAAAAAAUCCAGAAAAUCACAUUGUAGGAUUUGUAAUGAAUUUAUUUGCAAAUUAUGGUGGAAAAUAAGUAUUUGGUCAAUAACAAAAGUUUCUCAAUACUUUGUUAUAUACCCUUUGUUGGCAAUGACACAGGUCAAAUGUUUUCUGUAAGUCUUCACAAGGUUUUCACACACUGUUGCUGGUAUUUUGGCCCAUUCCUCCAUGCAUAUCUCCUCUAGAGCAGUGAUGUUUUGGGGCUGUCGCUGGGAAACACGGACUUUCAACUCCCUCCAAAGAUUUUCUAUGGGGUUGAGAUCUGGAGACUGGCUAGGCCACUCCAGGACCUUGAAAUGCUUCUUACGAAGCCACUCCUUCGUUGCCCAGGCGGUGUGUUUGGGAUCAUUGUCAUGCUGAAAGACCCAGCCACGUUUCAUCUUCAAUGUCCUUGCUGAUGGAAGGAGGUUUUCACUCAAAAUCUCACGAUACAUGGCCCCAUUCAUUCUUUCCUUUACAUGGAUCAGUCGUCCUGGUCCCUUUGCAGAAAAACAGCCCCAAAGCAUGAUGUUUCCACCCCCAUGCUUCACAGUAGGUAUGGUGUUCUUUGGAUGCAACUCAGCAUUCUUUGUCCUCCAAACACAACGAGUUGAGUUUUUACCAAAAAGUUCUAUUUUGGUUUCAUCUGACCAUAUGACAUUCUCCCAAUCCUCUUCUGGAUCAUCCAAAUGCACUCUAGCAAACUUCAGACGGGCCUGGACAUGUACUGGCUUAAGCAGGGGGAAACGUCUGGCACUGCAGGAUUUGAGUCCCUGGCGGCGUAGUGUGUUACUGAUGGUAGGCUUUGUUACUUUGGUCCCAACUCUCUGCAGGUCAUUCACUAGGUCCCCCCGUGUGGUUCUGGGAUUUUUGCUCACCGUUCUUGUGAUAAUUUUGACCCCACGGGGUGAGAUCUUGCGUGGAGCCCCAGAUCGAGGGAGAUUAUCAGUGGUCUUGUAUGUCUUCCAUUUCCUAAUAAUUGCUCCCACAGUUGAUUUCUUCAAACCAAGCUGCUUACCUAUUGCAGAUUCAGUCUUCCCAGCCUGGUGCAGGUCUACAAUUUUGUUUCUGGUGUCCUUUGACAGCUCUUUGGUCUUGGCCAUAGUGGAGUUUGGAGUGUGACUGUUUGAGGUUGUGGACAGGUGUAUUUUAUACUGAUAACAAGUUCAAACAGGUGCCAUUAAUACAGGUAAUUAGUGGAGGACAGAGGAGCCUCUUAAAGAAGAAGUUACAGGUCUGUGAGAGCCAGAAAUCUUGCUUGUUUGUAGGUGACCAAAUACUUAUUUUCCACCAUAAUUUGCAAAUAAAUUCAUUAAAAAUCCUACAAUGUGAUUUUCUGGAUCUUUUUGUCUCAAUUUGUCUGUCAUAGUUGACGUGUACCUAUGAUGAAAAUUACAGGCCUCUCUCAUCUUUUUAAGUGGGAGAACUUGCACAAUUGGUGGCUGACUAAAUACUUUUUUCCCCCGCUGUAAGUGCAAUUUCAUAAAAAUGACACAGACCUCUAACAUGCAUGGCACCACAGUAGGAGUGGGAUGUCUGGGAGCUGCUGCCUUGCGUAGGGAUAGUGGUUGGUUCGGAUUGUGACCGAGGAGUCUAGUGGACAACAGUUGGUGCAGUGACUGACCUGGUUUUUCCAUCCCUGUUUUUCAGUCUGUCCUCAUCUUGUUCUCAUUCUUCCUCUCCCUCUCUGUCAGAUAUCCACACGGAGGCGGUACAGGCAGCGUUGGCCAAACACAAGGAGGAGAAGAUGGCGCUGCCCAUGCCCACCAAGCGCCGCUCAGCCUUCGUCCAGUCACCUGUAGACAACUGCACCCCUCCAGGUCAGUGCCAUAGAGAUCAAACUAUGUUCUAUGUUUGAGGGUUGGGGUCAAUUCCAUUUCAGUUCCACACAAUUCAGGAAGUACACUGAAAUUCCAAUUCUCUUCAAUGCUUUUCAAUGAGGAGAAUUUGGAAUUGGAAUUUGGUUUACUUUAUGAAUUGAAAUGGAAUUGACCCCAGCCCUGCCAUGUUUAAGUAGUACACUGUAGUGGUCAAUAACUAACCCUGGUCCUGGAGAGCUACAAUACAGGGUGCGCACUGUGCAGGCUUUAGUUCCAGCCCGCUACAAAGCUCACCACACGUCAUCUGCUAAUACAUCUCGUUCUGUCUCCGUCAGACACAUCGUCAGCAUCUGAGGACGAGGGUUCUCUGCGUCGCCAGGCGGCUCUGAGUGCAGCGCUGGCCCAGAGUCUCCAGAGCCCAGACUACUGGAUCAACCGCUCAGUGCAGAGCUCCUCCACCUCCUCCUCCGCCUCCUCCACCCUGUCCCACGGAGAAAAUAAGACUCAGCCGACCUCCGCGCUAGCCGACAUACUGGCAAGCACACGCAUAGGUAACACACACUCUGUAAACACACACACACAUAACCCACAAAUAGGUAACACACACACUCUGUAAACACACACAACCCACACAUGGGUAACACACACUCUGUAAAUACACACACAUAACCCACACAUAGGUAACACAUACUCUCUGUAAACACACACACAUAACCCACACAUGGGUAACACACACUCUGUAAAUACACACACACAACCCACACAUAGGUAACACACACACUCUGUAAACACACACACAUAACCCACACAUAGGUAACACACACACUCUGUAAACACACACACAUAACCCACACAUGGGUAACACACACUCUGUAAACACACACAUAACCCACACAUAGGUAACACACACUCUGUAAACACACACAUAACCCACACAUAGGUAACACACACUCUGUAAACACACACAUAACCCACACAUAGGUAACACACACACAACCCACACAUAGGUAACACAUACACAACCCACACAUAGGUAACACACACACCCUGCAAACACGUAAUCCAUAUUCCGCACACGCAUUGGUGCACCUGACUCACACACACACACACGGGCGCGCGUGCACACACAUAACAACCCUUCAUACCCUCAGAGACACUCUUCCUAAAUGAACACGUAUUGUCUGUAGCUCCACAGCUUUAGGUAAGUUUACCUCGGAGUAUUUAACCUCCUUUUCCCUGCUCCCCUUCUCCUCCAGAGAACAGUAUCCCCCCAGAUGUGACCUCCUACACCCCUGAGAGGGGUUCAAGGGUGGACUCCAGGGUGGACCUGCCCCCCAAUGCUAUGCCCAGGGUGAUGCCCCGAGGACAGAGCCGCACCAGCAUGCUGGAUACCACCGCUGACGGUAUGCACACACACACUGUAGAGCAACAACCACACUCUGUGGAACACACUGUAGAGCAACAACCACACACUGUAGAGCAACAACCACACACUGCGGAACACACUGUAGAGCAACAACCACACACUGCGGAACACACUGUAGAGCAACAACCACACACUGCAGAACACACUGUAGAGCAACAACCACACACUGCGGAACACACUGUAGAGCAACAACCACACACUGCGGAACACACUGUAGAGCAACAACCACACACUGCGGAACACACUGUAGAGCAACAACCACACAAUGCAGAACACACUGUAGAGCAACAACCACACACUGCAGAACACACUGUAGAGCAACAACCACACACUGCGGAACACACUGUAGAGCAACAACCACACACUGCAGAACACACUGUAGAGCAACAACCACACACUGCAGAACACACUGUAGAGCAACAACCACACACUGCAGAACACACUGUAGAGCAACAACCACACACUGCAGAACACACUGUAGAGCAACAACCACACACUGCGGAACACACUGUAGAGCAACAACCACACUGCGGAACACACUGUAGAGCAACAACCACACACUGCAGAACACACUGUAGAGCAACAACCACACAUUGUGGAACACACUGUAGAGCAACAACCACACACUGCGGAACACACUGUAGAGCAACAACCACACACUGCGGAACACACUGUAGAGCAACAACCACACACUGCGGAACACACUGUAGAGCAACAACCACACCGUGGAACACACUGUAGAGCAACAACCACACACUGCGGAACACACUGUAGAGUAACAACCACACACUGCGGAACACACUGUAGAGCAACAACCACACUGUGGAACACACUGUAGAGCAACAACCACACACUGCGGAACACACUGUAGAGUAACAACCACACACUGCGGAACACACUGUAGAGCAACAACCACACACUGCGGAACACACUGUAGAGCAACAACCACACAGUGCGGAACACACUGUAGAGCAACAACCACACACUGCAGAACACACUGUAGAGCAACAACCACACACUGCGGAACACACUGUAGAGCAACAACCACACACUGCAGAACACACUGUAGAGCAACAACCACACACUGCAGAACACACUGUAGAGCAACAACCACACACUGCAGAACACACUGUAGAGCAACAACCACACACUGCAGAACACACUGUAGAGCAACAACCACACACUGCAGAACACACUGUAGAGCAACAACCACACACUGCGGAACACACUGUAGAGCAACAACCACACACUGUAGAGCAACAACCACACACUGCAGAACACACUGUAGAGCAACAACCACACACUGCGGAACACACUGUAGAGUAACAACCACACACUGUAGAGCAACAACCACACACUGUAGAAUAACAACCACACACUGCGGAACACACUGUAGAGCAACAAUCACACACUGCAGAAUGUACGAGCACACACACACACACACGGCAGCAAACUGGUAACACGCAUCAGAAAACCACCACACACACUGCGAUCAUUCACUGUUUUAUCCAUAAUCUCUAGUCUGUAACAUCCUGAAUCUGGUGAUGGUUUGGCUAACUAACAGUAAUCAGGAAUGUGGCUGGCAGUUCAGUGUGUUUACCCAUUGCUUUGUGAUGACUCAUUGCUUGUAGUUGUGAUCCUACCGUGUUUGACAUUGCUAUCGCUGCAUCCCAAAUGACACCCUAUUUCCUACAUAGUGUACUACUUUUAACCAGAGCCCCCUGGUCAAAGUAGUGCACUACAUGUACAGUUGAAGUCGGAAGUUUACAUACCUUAGCUAAAUACAUUCAAACUCAGUUUUUCACAAUUCCUGAUAUUUAAUCCUAGUAAAAAUUCCCUGUCUUAGGUCAGUUAGGAUCACCACUUUAUUUUAAGAAUGUGAAAUGUCAGAAUAAUAGUAGAGAGAAUUAAUUAUUUCAGCUUUUAUUUCUUUCAUCACAUACCCAGUGUGUCAGAAGUUUACAUACACUCAAUUAGUAUUUGGUAGCAUUGCCUUUAAAUUGUUUAACUUGGGUCAAACGUUUUGGGGAUCCUUCCACAAGCUUCCCACAAUAAGUUGGGUGAAUUUUGGCCCAUUCCUCCUGACAGAGCUGAUGUAACUGAGUCAGGUUUGUAGGCCUCCUUGCUCGCACACGCUUUUUCAGUUCUGCCCACACAUUUUCUAUAGGAUUGAGGUCAGGGCUUUGUGAUGGCCACUCCAAUACCUUGACUUUGUUGUCCUUAAGCCAUUUUGCCACAACUUUGGAAGUAUGCUUGGGGUCAUUGUCCAUUUGGAAGGCCUAUUUGCGGCCAAGCUUUAACUUCCUGGCUGAUGUCUUGAGAUGUUGCUUCAAUAUAUCCACAUAAUUUCCAUCCUCAUGAUGCCAUCUAUUUUGUGAAGUGCAUCAGUCCCUCCUGCAGUAAAUACCCCCACAGCAUGAUGCUGCCACCCCUGUGCUUCACGGUUGGGAUGGUGUUCUUCGGCUUGCAAGCCACACCCCUUUUCCUCCAAACAUAACGAUGGUCAUUAUGGCCAAACAGUUCUAUUUUUGUUUAAUCAGACCAGAGGACAUUUCUCCAAAAAGUACGAUCUUUGUCCCCAUGUGCAGUUGCAAACCGUAGUCUGGCUUUUGUAUGGCGGUUUUGGAGCAGUGGCUUCUUCCUUGCUGAGCGGCCUUUCAGGUUAUGUCGAUAUAGGAUUCGUUUUACUGUGGAUAUAGAUACUGUGUACCUGUUCCUCCAGCAUCUUCACAAGGUCCUUUGCUGUUGUUCUGGGAUUGAUUUGCACUUUUCGUACCAAAGUACGUUCAUCUCUAGGAUACAGAACGCGUCUCCUUCCUGAGCGGUAUGACGACUGCGUGGUCCCAUGGUGUUUAUACUUGCGUACUAUUGUUUGUACAGAUGAACGUGGUACCUUCAGGCGUUUGGAAAUUGCUCCCAAGGAUGAACCAGACUUGUGGAGGUCUACAAUUUUUUUCGGAGGUCUUGGCUGAUUUAUUUUGAUUUUCCCAUGAUGUCAAGCAAAGAGUCACUGAGUUUGAAGGUAGGCCUUGAAAUACAUCCACAGGUGCACCUCCAAUUGACUUCUAAAGCUAUGACAUCAUUUUCUGGAAUUUUCCAAGCUGUUUAAAGGCACAGUCAACUUAGUGUAUUUAAACUUCUGACCCACUGGAAUUGUGAUACAGUGAAUUUUAAGUGAAAUAAUCUGUCUGUAAAGAAUUGUUGGAAAAAUGACUUGUGUCGUGCACAAAGUAGAUGUCCUAACCGACUUGCCAAAACUAUAGUUUGUUAACAAGACAUUUGUGGAGUGGUUGAAAAACAAGUUUUAAUGACUCCAACCUAAGUGUAUGUAAACUUCCGACUUCAACUGUAUAUAGGGAUUGGAACCCUACCUAUGUGAAUCCAUCAGGAUGAUUUGGGUGCUCAUGCGCAUAUAAACCUCCCUAUUUCUUAAUAGUCUAUUUUUAUUCAGACAUAAUGACACACUGAGAAGACAUAAUAACAUUGAAUGAAUCUCACUCACUCUCAUCCCCAUUCCAGGCGUUGUGUUGGGAAUGCUGCUAACAUACUAUAUUUUGUUCUUUUUUGGGGUGGUCCCUUUUUCCGCCGUACGUGUCGUGUCGUUCAUAAAAAAAAAGGAAAGAGGAAAGGUAAUAUGAAUCAAAAUGGGACGGGGCGAUGGAAGGAACAAUUCCAAUCAGCUUGCUUUUUCACCUCGUCUGUCGCCUGUUCGUCCUGUCUGUCCAUCUACUCUUCACAGAGAGAAAUAUCUUCUGUUUUUGACCCAGAAUAAAGUUGUAUCUACCUGUUGUGUGUGAGCAUUUGUGUCCGUUUGUGCGUGCUUGCCUAUUUAAUGUCUGAGUGUAUGAGUGUGUGUGUCUGUCAUUGUGUGUUUGUGUGCGAUUGUGACUGUGUGUGUUGUGUGUCUAUGAUCGUGUGUGAUUGUCUGCCUCUACCUCUGUGCUCUCCAGGUGUGCCAGUGAACAGCCGUGUUUCCACUAAGAUCCAGCAGCUGCUCAACACUCUGAAGCGGCCCAAGAGACAAGCGCUCAGUGAGUUCUUCCUGGACGACUCCGAGGAGAUUGUAGAGGGUAAGAAGCACAGAGAGGACCUGCUCCAAGACUUCCAUUCCAUAAAAUACAAUACUUCCAUUCCAAUACUUACAGCGGCUUCAGAAAGUAUUCACACACCUUGACUUUUCCACAUUUUGUUGUGUUACAGCCUGAAUUUAAAAUGGAUUAAGAUAUUUUGUGUCACUGUCCUACACACAAUACCCCAUUAUGUCAAAGUGGAAUUAGAAAUUUUUAGAAAUUAAUUAAAAAUUAAAAGCUGAAAUGUCUUGAGUCAACAAGUAUUCAACUCCUUUGUCAUGGCAAGCCUAAGUAAGUUCAGGAGUUCAGUUGCUUAACAAGUCACAUAAUAAGUUGCAUGGACUCGCUUAGUGUGCAAAAAUAGUGCUUAACAAGAUCUUUGAAUGACUACCUAUCCCACACAUACAUUUAUCUAUCCAGCAGUGAAUUUCGAACACAGAUUCAACCACAAAGACCAGGGAGGUUUUCCAAUGCCUCACAAAGAAGGGCACCUAUUGGUAGAUGGGUAUAUAAAAAAAAGCAGACAUUUAAUAUCCCUUUGAGCAUGGUGAAGUUAUUAAUUACACUUUGGAGGGUGAUAAUGACAUUGCUCAUCCAUAUAUUUAUAUAUUCUUAUUCCAUUCCUUUACUUAGAUUUGUGUGUAUUAGGUUUUUGUUGUGGAACUGUUAGAUAUUACUUGCUAGAUAUUGCUGCACUGUCAGAACUAGAAGCACAAGCAUUUAGCAACACUCGCAAUAACAUCUGCCAACCAUGUGUAUGUGACCAAUAAAUUGUAUUUGAUUUGAUCAAGACACCCAGUCACUACAAAGAUACAGGCGUCCUUCCUAGCUCAGUUGCCGGUGAGAAAGGAAACCGCUCAGGGAUUUCACCAUGUGGCCAAUGGUGACUUUAAAACAGUUACAGAGUUUAAUGGCUGUGAUAGGAGAAAACUGAGGAUGGAUCAACAACAUUAUAGUUACUCCACAAUACUAACCUAAUUGACAAGAAGGAAGCCUGUACAGAAUUUAUAAAAUCCAAAACAUGCAUCCUGUUUGCAAUAAGGCACUAAAGUAAUACUGCAAAAAAAAAUGUUUGGUGAAAUACAACACAUUACUAAGUACCACUGUCCAUAUUUUCAAGGAAAUUCACCUUUCAGCAGGACAAUAACCUAAAACACAAAGCCAAAUCUACACUGGCGUUGCUUACCAAGAAGACAGUUUUGACUUAAAUUUGCUAGAAAAUCUAUGGCAAGACCUGAAAAUGUUUUGUCUAGCAAUGAUCAACAUCCAAUUUGACAGAGCUUGAAGAAUUUUGAAAAUAAUAAUGGGCAAAUGUUGCACAAUCCAGGCGUGGAAAGCUCUUAGAGACUUACCCAGAAUGACUCACAGCUGUAAUCGCUGCCAAAGUAUUUACUCAGGGGUGUGAAUACUUAUGUAAAUGAACUAUUUCUGUAUUGAACUAUUUCUGUAUUUCAUUUUCAAUACAUUUGCAACAAUUUCAAAAAACAUGUUUUCACUGGGAUUGUGUGUAAAUGGGUGAGGAAAAAAAAUCAAUUUAAUCCAUUUUGAAUUCAGGCUGCAACACAACAAAACGUGGAAUAAGUCAAGGGGUAUCAAUACUUUCUGAAGGCACAGUAAAUUCAAAUACUUACAUUCCAUUGAAUACAUCCAUUCCUCAUCCCUGUCUCCUCCCCUCUCCGUAGUGCCCCAGCCGGACCCCAACACCCCCAGGCCAGAGGGCCGUCAGAUCAUCCCAGUGAAGGGGGAGCCCCUGGGGGUGGUCAGUAACUGGCCCCCGGCCCUCCAGGCGGCCCUGGCACGCUGGGGGGCCACACAGGCCAAGAGCCCCGCUCUCACCGCCCUGGACGUUACCGGAAAACCCCUCUACACGCUGACAUAUGGUAGGUCUCACCGUUUUAAAUGGAUCUAUACUCCCUCUAUAGCAGGGAAUAGGGAACAUUUUAUUUUUGAUUUAACCUUUAUUUAACUAGGCAAGUCAGUUAUUCAAAUUCUUAUUUACAAUGACGGCCUACGAAGAGGCAAAAGGCCUCCUGCGGGUACGGGGGAUAAAAAAUAUAAAUGUAGGACAAAACGCACAUCACGACAAGAGAGACACCACAACACUACAAAAAGAAAGACCUAAGAUAACAACACAGCAUGAUGAGGGCUGCAGUAGGUAUCUCAGAUGGGGGGAGUGAGGCCUAAGAGGGUUUUAUAAAUAAGCAUCAACCAGUGGGUCUUGCGUCAGGUAUACAGAGAUGACUAGUCUCCCGAGUGGCGCAGUGGUCUAAGGCACUGCAUCGCAGUGCUAGCUGUGCCACUAGAGAUCCUGGUUCGUAUCCAGGCUCUGUCGUAGCCGGCCACGACCGGGAGACCCAUGGGGCGGCGCACAAUUGGCCCAGCGUCGUCCAGGUAGGGGAGGGAAUGGCCGGCAGGGAUGUAGAGCAUGGCGUUUGCAACGCCAGGGUUGUGGGUUCAAUUCCCACAGGGGGGCCAGUAUAAAAAAAAAUAAGAUAAUGUAAGUCGCUCUGGAUAAGAGCAUCUGCUAAAUGACUAAAAUGUAAAUGACCAGUCUACAGAGGAGUAUAGAGUGCAGUGAUGUGUCCUAUAAGGAGCAUUGGUGGCAAAUCUGAUGGCCGAAUGGUAAAGAACACCUAACCGCUCGAGAGCACCCUUACCUGCCGAACUAUAGAUUACGUCGCCGUAAUCUAGCAUGGGUAGGAUGGUCAUCUGAAUCAGGGUUCGUUUGGCAGCUGGGGUGAAAGAGGAGCGAUUACGAUAGAGGAAACCAAGUCUAGAUUUAACCUUAGCCUGCAGCUUGGGAUAUGUGCUGAGAGAAGGACAGUGUACUGUCUAGCCAUACUCCCAAGUACUUGUAUGAGUUGACUACCUCAAGCUCUAAACCCUCAGAGGUAGUAAUCACACCGGUGGGGAGAGGGACAUUCUUCUUACCGAACCACAUUACCUUUGUUUUGGAGGGGUUCAGAACAAGGUUAAGGGCAGAGAAAGCUUGUUGAACACUAAGAAAGCUUUGUUGUAGAGCAUUUAACACAAAAUCCUGGGAGGGACCAGCUGAGUAUAAGACUAUCAUCUGCAUAUAAAUGGAUGAGCGUGCUUCCUACUGCCUAAGCUAUGUUGUUGAUGUAAAUUGAGAAGAGCGUGGGGCCUAGGAUCGAGCCUUGGGGUACUCCCUUGGUGACAGGCAGUGGCUGAGACAGCAGAUGUUCUGACUUUAUACACUGCACUCUUUGAGAGAGGUAGUUAGCAAACCAGGCCAAAGACCCCUCAGACACCAAUACUCCUUAGCCGACCCACAAGAAUGGAAUGGUCUACCGUAUUAAAAGCUUUGGCUAAGUCAAUAAAAAUAUAGAAAUUGGCCUAUAACAGUUAGAAUCAGCUUGAUCUCCCCCUUUAAAUAAAGGACGCACCGUGGCUGCCUUCCAAGCAAUGGGAACCUCCCCAGAGAGGAGAGACCGGUUAAAAGGUUCAGAGAUAGGCUUAGCGAUUAUAGGGUCUGCAACCUUAAAGAAGAGAGGAUCUAAACCAUCUGACCCACAUGUUUUUUUGGGGUCAAGUUUAAGGAGCUCCUUUAGCACCUCACUCAGUGACCGCCUGCAGGGAGAUGCAGUGUAGCGGGGCAGGGGAAAAAGAGGGAGGAGCAUCGGGGCUAGUCGCAUUAGAAGGGCUAGGAGAUGAGCAAAUGUUGGACGGGCAAGGAGGCAUGGCUGAGUCAAAUAGGAAUCCUGACUUAAUGAAGUGUUGAUUAAAGAGCUCAUCCAUGCGCUCCUUGUCAGUAACAACCAGAUCAUCAACAUUAAGGGACAUGGGCAGCUGUGAGGAGGAGGGUUUAUUCUCCAGGUCUUUCACCGUUUUCCAGAACUUCUUGGGGUUAGACCCACAGAGAGAGAACUGCUCCUUAAAGUAACUAACUUUGGCCUUCCGGAUAGCCUGAGUGCACUUAUUUCUCAUUUGCCUGAACGACAGCCAGUCAGCCUGAGUAUUUAUGUGCCGAGCCUUUCGCCAAAUGGUGUUCUUGAGGUGGAGUAACUCUGCCAGAUCACUGUUGAACCAGGGGCUGAACCUGUUUCUAAUUCUCAUUUCUCUUUAUGUGGGCGUGUUUGUUAACAAUACCACAGAAAAUCUUUAAAAAAGAAGGUCCAAACGUCUUCGACAGAGGGGAUCAAGCUGAUUCUAUACCAAUUUACAGAGGCCAGGUCAUGAAGGAAGGCUUGCUCAUUAAAGUUUUUCAGCAAGCGUCUAUGACAAAUCAGGACAGGUCGUUUAACUGAGCAGCCAUUACGAACACAUGCUAUAAAACAGUGAUCACUAAGGUCAUUACAGAAAACACAAGACUGAUACCUAUCAGGAUUAUUUGAGAGGAUAACAUCAAGGAGUGUAUCCUUUUCUGGGUGUUUGGAGUCAUACCUUGUGGGAUUGGUAAUAAUCUGAGAGAGAUUUAGGAAGUCCCAUUAUUUUAGGACUUGGUCAGGUGGUUUAAGCAUGUCCCAGUUUAGGUCACCUAGCAGGACAAAUUCAGACUUAGUGUAAGGGACCAGGAGAGAGCUUAGGGCAGGUAGGGUACAGGCCGGUGCUGAUGGUGGACGAUAACACCCAGCAACAGUCAACAAAGAGCUAUUUGAAAGCUUAAUGCUUAAAACCAGCAAAUCUAAUUGUUUGGGGACAGACCUGGAGGAGACAACAGAGCACUGAAGGUGUUCCUUGGUAAAGAUUGCCACUCCACCACCUUUGGAAGAUCUGUCUUGCCGAAAAAGUUUAUAACCAGAAAGGUUAACAUCAAGUGUUCAAAACACUCUUUCUUAACAACAUCUCAGUAAUGACCAACACAUCUGGAUUGGAGCUGUGAACCCACACUUUCAUUUGAUACAUUUUAGGUAAUAAGCUUCUAGUGUUAAUGUGCAGAAAACCCAGGCUUUUACGAGAGCAGAAAUCAGUGAAGCAGAAAUCUGAGCACAAGUCAGAAUUGGGGCUAACAACAGGGUGUACAUGCACAUUUCCAGAUGUCAUCAGCAGUAAUACAAUCAGGGCACAGCAGAGGACAGGGAGAGCUCUGCAGUAUUGAUUUUUUAUGACAUUUGAAUGUGCAUCAGAUGGUAACAAGAUCCUAUUGUUCAGCAAAUUCAUCAGGUAACGGGAAUACAAAGCUGGCGAGAGGUGGUUAGAAUAGGAUGGGAGGCCAAGAGUCUGUGUAACCAAUAGAGAGUCGCGAGUGUGGGAACAAACAUUGUCUUUCCCACGGUCGGGUAAACAAGCAAGUUCAUAGUGAACAACGCACGCAGGAGUCAAAGGGCAAAUAGCAUAAAGCACAAGAAAAUAAUCAAACGACUUGGGGCUAGCCAUUGAAGUUCAAAGAGUCACUCGCCCCAACAAGAAACUUGAGAGAGUAGCUCACUAUGAGUCCAGUAGGCUAUAAAAGUCUGAGAUAAAAUAAAUAAAUAGUAGGCCUAUACUAAUUAAUUAAAGCAUUUGAGUAAGCUCACAUAAUAAGCUUCACAGGUAAAUUAGCCUACAUAAAAUUCAGAUCAAUCCAAAGUCUGCGGUGUGUGUGUAUGUGCGUGUGUGCUGGAGGCGAGUGAAAGCUCGGGAGAGAGGGGGCAGUGUGGCGGGGGUACCUGUACCAGACAGGGGGAGACAGGCCAGGGCAGACGGGGAACAGAUCGGCGGGUGGGAUCCAAGCAGCAGGCAACGGGAGUAGGUGUCACACCCGCUUGGGAGAAGCUUUUUGGGGGGAACUGAGUAGGAGAGGAGGCGUUCAACCUUACCAGACAGGUGCGUGUUAGAGCAGAUAAAAACGUCCGAAGUGAGACCGUGGUAAAGUUGGCUUGAGUUUCGAUAUUCGCCAGACAUUCGGGCCUUCAAACAUCAAUCGACCUGAGAUGUGGGUGUUCUACACGCAACAUGGUAGGGGGCUUCCCAGUCAUUACAAGUGUAACAUGAAACCCACAGACCUGGAGGACGCUGCUGCCAACCGCUCCACCUGCCGGCAGCUCUGCCAGAGCGGUGUACAGAGGUGGGAGGAGGAUUGCAGGUGUCUCAAAUCGGACUUCUUCAGUUUAUGACUCAUGCUAUGUAGUUCGUCUACACAAAAGAUCACACUCCUCUCAGUCAAUCUAUGGAGAGCUCAAGUCGUUUAGUCUCCUCUAAGAAAUUGCUCUUGUGACCAUGGUGUAUCUCCCCUUCUCUCUCUCUCUCAGGUAAACUGUGGAGCCGCAGUCUGAAGCUGGCCUACACUCUGUUAAACAAACUGGGCACCAAGAACGAGCCUGUCCUGAGACCUGGAGAUAGGGUACGUGGCCAAAACACACAGCCAUUCACAAGGGAUGACAGAUGCACUUUAGAAAACAGAAAAUACUUAUACUCUUCCCUUCUUCACACUUUACCACUUUGAUUGAUUGGUCUUUAUUCAAAAACAUGCACAGACGACACAAUACAUAAUGUAAGAUAUUCCCAUUGUGACGCGCUGUACUCUUUCUGAAACUGUACUGUGUGUCUAUGUCCCCUAGGUGGCGCUGGUGUACCCCAACAGUGACCCUGCGAUGUUCUGGGUGGCCUUCUAUGGCUGUCUCCUAGCAGAGGUCAUCCCUGUAGCCAUAGAGGUGCCACUGUCUCGACAAGUAAGGAAAAGGAUGUUGAGUGUUUUAUAGUGACAUCAUUAGAUGGGAAUUAGCUAUGUAGCUCAAUCUCAUGGAAUAUUUGGUUCCUGACAAAUAACCAAAUCAAAUCAGAGUAGCAUAAAUUCAGCUUUCAGUCACUAUGCAGUAGACAUGGGCCAGUUCUUACCAGCUAUAGCCGCACAAACAACAUAGCUGGAUUCAAGUGGUUACCUGACUCAUUAUAGACCGACAGUGGCGGUGUAGUUUUUCUGUCGAUUUGUAAUGGUUACCUUUGUGUUUCACAUCCCAGGACGCAGGCAGUCUUCAGAUUGGCUUCCUAUUGGGCAGCUGUGGCGUAGGCCUAGCCCUGACUAGCGAGAUCUGUCUCAAAGGACUGCCCAAGACACCCCAGGGAGAGAUCAUGCAGUUCAAAGGUCAGCACACACACAUGCACACAUGCAAACACACACACAAACACACCACAAAAGCUCCACUGCAGUCGUCACCCCUCUCACUCUCUCUGGGACUCAUUAGCUAGACACAUUAGGAGGAACCCGUUGUCCAUUAUAAUGUUUAUGUGUAGGUAGAUGUCAAUUUGUACAUCCAUUGUCCCAUAUGAACGAAACAAGAGGCCUACACACUAAUGGUCCUAAUACCACCUUUUAAUAGCUACAACGUUUCGAUCCAAGGUGGAUCUUUGUUCAGUCGUCAAACUGACUUCUAGUAUUGUCCUGUGUAUGCUGAUGAUGUUGUUGUUCUGCCUCCCAGGUUGGCCCCGUAUGAAGUGGGUUGUGACAGACACCAAGUACCUGACCAAGCCCUCGAAAGACUGGCAGCCCCACAUCCCCACUGCCAACACAGACACAGCUUACAUCGAGGUGAGACCAGCGUCCUUGUGGGAAGUGUACAGACCAUUAUGUGUGUAUUUGAUGGAAAUGUGUGUUUUUUUUCUUGUUUGUCUUUCUGUUUAUGUCGUGUAGCGCAGAUUUAUUUUGUGAAUGAACUCAACUCUAUGACUGAUUGUGUGUUGUGUUGUGCUCUCCCAGUACAAGGCCAGUAAAGAGGGGACAGUGAUGGGAGUAGCAGUGUCCAAGAUAGCCUUGUUGACCCACUGUCAGGCCCUGACACAGGCCUGCAACUACUGUGAAGGUCAGUACAUGAAAACACACACAGACACAUAUUGUCUUAGUGACAAUAUAUCUACACAAGCCCUCUUAGUAACCUAGAUACACAUCGAUGACCAAAACGAGUUUGUUAAGCAAGGAGGAACAGAAAGAAGCUAAGGGAGCUGGAACCUUUGGAGGGGGUUAGGGUAAUGUUGUUACUCUUGUCUUCACCACGGAUACUCACGCUAAGGUUAAAUCAUUGAUCAGGCCUGAGGCCUCUUCUCCUGUACUCUCUCUCUCGUAGAAGAAGCCCUCUCUCUCUCUCUCUCUCUCUCCGUCUUUCUGUCUCUCUCUCUUCUCUCCUCUCCUCUCUCUACUCAGAUCAGCUGUUAGACAAAGGGAACUUGAGCCUCUGUGUCUCAGAGAACAUUAGAUCCUGUGAGGGGAAUCCACAGAGGCAGGCAGCAAGACUGUUCCUGGAACACUGUGUUUCCCUGUCCAUAAUUAGUUUAGCUUUAUUGUAGCCUACAGACUUACAGUGAGGGAAAAAAGUAUUUGAUCCCCUGCUGAUUUUGUACGUUUGCCCACUGACAAAGAAAUGAUCAGUCUAUAAUUUUAAAGGUAGCUUUAUUUGAUCAGUGAGAGACAGAAUAACAACAACAAAAUCCAGAAUAACGCAUGUCAAAAAUGUUAUAAAUUGAUUUGCAUUUUAAUGAGGGAAAUAAGUAUUUGACCCCCUCUCAAUCAGAAAGAUUUCUGGGUCCCAGGUGUCUUUUAUACAGGUAACGAGCUGAGAUUAGGAGCACACUCUUAAAGGGAGUGCUCCUAAUCUCAGUUUGUUACCAGUAUAAAAGACACCUCUCCACAGAAGCAUUCAAUCAAUCAGAUUCCAAACUCUCCACCAUGGCCAAGACCAAAGAGCUCUCCAAGGAUGUCAGGGACAAGAUUGUAGACCUACACAAGGCUGGAAUGGGCUACAAGACCAUCGCCAAGCAGCUUGGUGAGAAGGUGACAACAGUUGGUGCGAUUAUUUGCAAAUGGAAGAAACACAAAAUAACUGUCAAUCUCCCUCAGCCUGGGGCUCCAUGCAAGAUCUCACCUCGUGGAGUUGCAAUGAUCAUGAGAACGGUGAGGAAUCAGCCCAGAACUACAUGGGAAGAUCUUGUCAAUGAUCUCAAGGCAACUGGGACCAUAGUCACCAAGAAAACAAUUGGUAACACACUACGCCGUGAAGGACUGAAAUCCUGCAGCGCCCGCAAAGUCCUCCUGCUCAAGAAAUCACAUAUACAGGCCUGUCUGAAGUUUGCCAAUGAACAUCUGAAUGAUUCAGAGGAGAACUGGGUGAAAGUGUUGUGGUCAGAUGAGACCAAAAUCGAGCUCGUUGGCAUCAACUCAACUCGCCGUGUUUGGAGGAGGAGGAAUGCUGCCUAUGACCCCAAGAACACCAUCCCCACCGUCAAACAUGGAGGUGGAAAUGUUAUGCUUUGGGGGUGUUUUUCUGCUAAGGGGACAGGACAACUUCACCGCAUCAAAGGGACGAUGGACGGGGCCAUGUACCGUCAAAUCUUGGGUGAGAACCUCCUUUCCUCAGCCAGGGCAUUGAAAAUGGGUCGUGGAUGGGUAUUCCAGCAUGACAAUGACCCAAAACACACGGCCAAGGCAACAAAGGAGUGGCUAAAGAAGAAGCACAUUAAGGUCCUGGAGUGGCCUAGCCAGUCUCCAGACCUUAAUCCCAUAGAAAAUCUGUGGAGGGAGCUGAAGGUUCAAGUUGCCAAACAUCAGCCUCGAAACCUUAAUGACUUGGAGAAGAUCAGCAAAGAGGAGUGGGAAAAAAUCCCUCCUGAGAUGUGUGCAAACCUGGUGGCCAACUACAAGAAACGUCUGACCUCUGUGAUUGCCAACAAGGGUUUUGCCACCAAGUACUAAGUCAUGUUUUGCAGAGGGGUCAAAUACUUAUUUCCCUCAUUAAAAUGCAAAUCAAUUUAUAACAUUUUUGAAAUGUGUUUUUCUGGAUUUUUUUGUUGUUAUUCUGUCUCUCACUGUUCAAAUAAACCUACCAUUAAAAUUAUAGACUGAUCAUGUCUUUGUCAGUGGGCAAAUGUAGAAAAUCAGCAGGGGAUCAAAUACUUUUUCCCUCACUGUAUCAUGUGAUAUAAAGCUAUUAUUAAAUUCCCUGUGGCAGCCUAGCUAUAUGGAGGAGGUGAUUUUGGUAUCCUUAAGUGUCCAUGUAUCUGUAACCUUUGAAAUGUUUGAAUCCUUCGUGACUGUAAUGUGAUUUGUGGAUUGAAAUAAAGUAUUUCAAUUGAGUGUGUGUGUCCUCUCAGGAGAAACGUUGGUCAACGUGCUAGAUUGUAAGAAGGACAUGGGCUUGUGGCACGGGGUGUUAACCAGUGUGAUGAACAGGAUCCACACCAUCACUGUACCCUACGCUGUCAUGAAGGCCUGUCCCAUGUCCUGGGUGCAGAGGGUCCACAUACACAAAGGUAAGGCUACAGUUAAAUCAAAUCAAAUGCGCCGAAUACAACAGUGAACCGCUUACUUACAAGCCCUUAACCAACAAUGUUAGCAUUUGUAUUGUAAACUGCAUAGAGACUAGCAUCCUAAACUGCAUACUAUGGAUUAAGGUAAUUUGGGUUGGGUUCAUUAGGAGACGUUGUAGCAAAAUGUUUUAAGAUCUUGUCCGCGGGAAAAUGAAAACAAGCGUUUCUUAUUGGACAAAUUCAGAUAUUACCUCUCCGUUUCACUCUGUUUUGGACCGUUUCUUCCAUUUUGUGCCUUAACGAACACAACCUAAAUGUUUGGAAUUAGCAUUAGCACUUGUAUCAUUAACUACUAUGUGUUGAGGUUCUGAGAUGUGUGAGGCUGAGCUGUCCCUACUGUUCCUCCCUCCCUGCAGCACGUGUAGCCUUGGUGAAGUGUCGUGACCUCCACUGGGCUAUGAUGGCUCACAGGGACCAGAGAGACACCAACCUGUCCUCCAUACGCAUGCUCAUAGUAGCCGACGGAGCCAACCCCUGUGAGUCACACACACGUGCGCGCGCUACAGACACAUGGACGCUUCGGACACACACACUCACACACACACACACACAGGGACCAGAGAGACACCAACCUGUCCUUAACCUUUCCUGUGAGUUGCAUAUACAUAACAGCCAUGGCGCAUGAUUGCUUUAUUUAUCUAUUCCCAAGACUAUUAUUUUUCCUUAGAAAGGUACCCUGUGAUUUAGUAUUUGUAAGCUACAGUGCAUCCGCCGGUCAAGAAUCACAUCUAACCUUAUCAAAUUGAUUCCUAAGUACAUUGGAAGUAUAGAAAUGUUUGCAUUGUGUGUGGAUAUUGACGCACACUCACUGUGUUUGUGAUGUCUUUCAGGGUCUGUGUCGUCGUGCGAUGCCUUCCUCAACGUGUUCCAGUCUCAUGGGUUGAAGCCGGAGGUCAUCUGCCCCUGUGCCUCCUCUCCUGAAGCCCUCACCGUGGCUAUACGCAGGUGCUUCACUACACCAGUCCACAGCUACUGAUGCACCGUAUAACUCAUAUAUACUGUACAUACAACCUCUAAGGAAACAUACACACAACACAUUUCCCGUGCUCAUGUAGUAAAUGGACAAUAAAAUGAUGUUCUUCACAACAAUUAUGAAAACGUAUGUCUCCAUGUCUCUCUCACACUCUGUAUUUUCUUUGCCCUUACUCCCCCUCUCCCUCCCUCCCCUUCCAGGCCUGGUGCCCGUGGUGCUGCCCUCCCAGCCAGAGCUAUCCUGUCCAUGGGCGGUCUGAGUCACGGGGUCAUCAGGGUCAACACAGAAGAUAAAAACUCUGCCCUCACUGUACAGGACGUGGGCCAUGUCAUGCCUGGAGGUCAGUGAACUGACUUUACCUCGCACCACACUACAGUACACACGUUUACAUGCUGUUUGUGUACUGUUACUGUUAAAUUCCCUUUAACAGUUGUUCCUCACUGACCUACUUUAUCAGUGGUGGUUUUACUGUCAUGUCAAUGUCACUUCCCUGGUGUUAAUUCUACUUGGCUCAGCGUUUUAGUCAUUGCUUCAAUAAAACAUUGAUUUUAUAUCGCACUUAUCAUGGACCCAAAGACUCUUUGGGAAGUUAGUUUCUAAUGUGUGUUUGCUUUGUGUGUUUUAGCCCUAAUUGUCAUUGUCCUCUUGGGUUUCAGCUCUGAUGUGUAUCGUGAAGCCAGACGGGCCUCCACAGCUCUGUAAGACAGAUGAGAUCGGAGAGAUAGUGUUGAACUCCAGGGCUGGAGGAACCAUGUACUACGGCCUGCCUGGAGUCACCAAGAACACCUUCGAGGUCAGGAGAGGACUGUUUACUGAACUCUCUCAUCAAGCCUCUGCAUCUCUGACCACAGUGUGACGUACUGGCACUGUUCUGUAGCCAUCAACCUAAAAACAUUACUCCUCUGUCAGAGCAUUACACUUCUAAAAGCUCUACCCCACCUUUAUUCUUCACUGGGCAUGGUUGCCUAUGGUCUCUAUACGCUUUAAACUGAGUUGAGGAGUUGUGUUGACAGUAAAAAUGUGUUGUUAAUGUGAUGUUUUGAAAUGAUGGUCAUUAUAACAUAUAUUUAAUACAGGCCCUUCCAUAACCCCCAUAGCUGAACGUGUGUCCCUCUGUCUCCGUGCAGGUGAUUCCUGUGAACCAGGCUGGAGCUCCGAUAGGAGAGAUCCUCUUCACUAGGACUGGUCUUCUGGGCUUUGUAGGACCGGUAAGACAACAUUUAGUCGCCUUGGACUUGCCUCCAAAUUGUAGGACUUGCCAUACUGUCCUAGCCUGGCUGCCAGUCCUUUCUCUUGCCAACUCCUUAUUGAAUUGUCCUGCCAUACAGUCUGGCUGAAUGAUAAAAAGUUCAUACUUAUAGUUUGCAGUGAGGCCAGACAGUUUGGCUUGACACCUAUGGAGUUGGCAAGAGCACAAACAGAUCUGGGACCAGGCAAAUACUGAUCUGGAGAAAUAGAAGAAACAUGUCUAUCUAGAAUUGGCUUCUUGAGGCUAUUGAUGUGCAGUGUGUUAGGACCUUCUCUCUUUCUCACCCCCCGUCCCUCCCUCCCUCCACAGGGCAGUCUGGUGUUUGUAGUGGGGAAGAACGAGGGGCUCCUGACAGUCAGUGGUAGACGACACAAUGCUGAUGACCUGGUGGCCACCGCCCUGGCCGUGGAGCCUGUCAAAACUGUCUACAGGGGGAGGUGGGUGUCGGGGGCUCAGGUUUCUAGUAUGAAUGUACACAUGCUGUGUUCAAGUGUGCUUUUGUUGAAUUGGGGUUUGAGGAGGGAGAUGAGAUGAACAGAAGCCUCUGGGUCCUGUUUAGUAGGCACAACACUGGAGAAAACAUGUUGGAUCAGUUUCAAAUGUAAUCUCUGUGUUGUGCUGACCUUAAGUGAUGUACGAGGGUGGCUUGAGGGUGUGGUAUGAGAGUGUGCGGUGCUGUGUUGGGUCGCGCUGUCCUUCCUCUCGGCACCGGGGCAAGAUCACUGUGUUCCCUGUGACAGUGUUCCCUGGUGUACUGUGUGUUGUGUUGUCGGAGCAUGUUGUUUUUGGUGUUGUGUGUGUGUGUGUGUUAUGGUAGUUCACUGGGUUGUGUGUUAUUGCUGACCGACCCUCUCUCUCCCCUGGUGUAGGAUUGCGGUGUUCUCAGUGACCGUGUUCUAUGACGAGAGGAUAGUGAUCGUAGCAGAGCAGAGACCUGAUGCCAGCGAAGAGGACAGCUUCCAGUGGAUGAGCAGAGUACUACAGGUACCCUGUCACGUCACCUACACGGGAUCUAUGCAUUCAUCUAGAAUAGCAUCUAUCAAUGUGUCUUUCAGUCACAGUUAGUACAUCUAGUCGGUCUAUCUUCUAUCAAUAUGUACACUGUUAUAGUUAGUAGACCUAGCUAAACAUAACCAUCAUGCUGUGUUUUCCUCUGUAGGCCAUAGACAGUAUUCAUCAGGUGGGUUUGUACUGUCUGGCCCUGGUCCCGGCCAACACGUUACCCAAGACCCCGCUGGGAGGGAUCCACAUCUCUGAGACCAAACAGAACUUCCUAGAGGGGAACUUGCACCCCUGUAACAUCCUCCUGUGUCCACACACCUGUGUCACAAACCUGCCCAAACCACGACAGAAACAGCCAGGUAAAGACAAUGGGCUGUCCUGAAUGUUGGGGGAAGGUCAGUUCACGAACUGGCGUGAUUCGGGAUUGUAUCUCGCAUCUUGUACUCUUGUGUGUUUGUAUACACAGCAGGGCGAUAAUGAUGGCUAACCUAGUGUCUCAGUCUUUGCUCUCUUUAUGUAUCUCUGACUCUUCCAUCCUCCUAUCCUGUAUAGUUGGUGUGGGCCCGGCCUCUAUCAUGGUUGGUAACCUGGUAGCGGGGAAGAGGAUGGCCCAGGCUGCAGGCAGAGAGCUGGGGGUGGUGGAGGAGGAGGGCCUGGUCAGGAAGGUAAGACCUAGCAUACCUGGUGAGACUGGUACCUACUGUCUCUCUUCUCUCCUAAUCAGACUGAUGCCUGGAAUAAACCACAUCACAACUGAUUUUACCAGUAAUGACUAAACCGUAUUAUUGUACUAAAGAGCUUGUCCACGCAGACUAAAGCCCUGCCAGGAUCCUUAUAUCUGGUAUGGAGUCAGGGAUGGGUGACUAUUGCUGAUUUCCUGUCCUAAGGUUGUGUUGUGUUCUGUCUUUACUGUUGGUGGCGCUGGUAGCUCUGUUCUUGGCCCACCAUGAUGGUAAGUCAAUCCCUAGCAGAGCUGGGUGUGGCUUCUGCUCCUGUUGCCUCUGUCAGAUGUGCUGCUUUGCAGUGAUAGUCGUUGUGUGUACACCUCUGCUGCAGGCUGUGGUUGAGAAGGGAAGUGUGCAACAGAGAGGUCACUAUAUCAGUGUGUGUUUUUCCUGUGGCUGCUAGCCUGCUACUGUAACUGUACAGUGUCCCUUACCGUCCUGUUCUUGUACCCUGGUCUUUGGUUGUGUGAUCGGCCCUGAACAGUCCUGAACUGAAAUCUGUAAUAUCAGUAUUGAAUGAGCCUGACUGCUCUCACAGCUCACCUCCUCUCUCUCGCUCUCUCCCUCUCCUCUCAGCACCAGUUUCUGUCUGAAGCCUUACAGUGGAGAGCCCAGACCGACCCUGACCACGUCCUCUAUGUGCUGCUCAACGCUAAGGUACACUCAUGUUCACAAGUUUUUUUAUGAGCUUAUAAGCAUUAACAUGGUUGUGUUACGGAGGUAGUUUGGAACCAUGCUCGCUUGAUGAGUAACAUUGUCUGAAAGAUGUGCACUGCCUUUAGCACAGUGGGCUAAUAUUCAGGUACCAUGCAGGAGAUCAGGGUUCGAACCCUGGUCAGUCACUUUCCUGUGAAUUUGAGCUGCAGCUGUUCUGUUGUAUAAGGUAUCUGUUUUCCCCCGUCUGUCCUGCAGGGGGUAGCGGUGUGCACAGCCACGUGUAGUCAGCUGCAUAAGAGAGCAGAGAAGAUAACCUCAGCCCUGAUGGAGAGAGGAGGCCUCAACACUGGAGACAACGUGGUGCUGUUAUACCCCCCUGGUGAGGAGCUACACACACGCACCUGACUGCUGCGACUGCCCUUCCUCACCUCAAUUACAUUUCGGCCUCAGAAUAGUCAGUUAUAUGCUAUUGUUAAAAGUCCCCCCGCCCUUCUCUCUCUCUCUCUCUCCCUCCCUCCCUCCCCCUCCCUCUCCCCAGGCAUUGAUCUGAUAGCUGCGUUCUAUGGCUGUCUGUACGCGGGGGUGAUCCCUGUAACAGUGCGGCCCCCUCACCCCCAGAACCUGGCUGCUACUCUGCCCACCGUCCGCAUGAUCAUCGACGUGAGUCAACUACAGCCACCAAGAUGUUUUCACAUAACAGCUUUAUAGAAGAUGCUAGGCCUCAAUGAUCAACAGAAAAUGUAGACAUACAUAUAGUUGUACUAUGAACACUUUGAUAAGUGCUGAAAUGUUCUUGAUAAAUGAACCCCAUCUACUCUUAACCUCCCUGUCGCUGUCUGUCUGUCUUGCAGGUGAGUAAAGCUGCCUGUAUCCUAACCACCCAGCUCCUCAUGAGGAUCCUCCGGUCCAAAGAGGCUGCUGCCAGUGUCAACGUCAAGACCUGGCCCACUAUCAUAGACACAGGUACUGAUCUGAAAGAUUUGGUGGUAACCUAUUCAAAGCUCACUGCAAGGAGAGAAGAGCGUCAAUGCGUUUAAGUCAAAUGAAAUUCAACAGCUUUUAAUUGUGAGAGUCGAACCUUUUGAGACAGUCGUAUCUUUUCUAUGUUCAAUCUCCCACUACCUUUUUAGACGACCUCCCAAGGAGGCGGCCCCCCCAGCUCUACAAGCCCCCCACAGCAGAGAUGCUGGCCUACCUGGACUUCAGUGUGUCCACCACAGGCAUGCUGACCGGGGUCAAGGUAAGGGCUCUGCAGUAAUAUGACCAAAAGUAUAUUUGCUCAAUGUCUAUGUGCACUUAAAUACUGUAUCCACUCGGAAGACACCAUAGUAAUUGUUUUGCAUAUGAUAUAUUAAAAUGCAUCUCUCUCCUUGAUCUCUCUCUUUUCUUUUUCUCUCUUCCAUCUCUCCGUCUCUCUCUCGCUCUCCCUUUUUUUUCUCUCUCUGUGGUGUCAGAUGUCCCACGCGGCGGUCAGUACUCUGUGUCGCUCCAUCAAGCUACAGUGUGAGCUCUACUCGUCACGCCAAAUCGCCAUCUGUCUGGACCCGUACUGCGGCCUGGGCUUCGUACAGUGGUGCCUCUCCAGGUAAGACCUGGGUUCAAAUAGUAUGUGUGUAAAAAAAGUUGCAAAGAAAAAGCCAUAUCUCAGACUGGCCAAUAAAAAUAAAAGAUUAAGAUGGGCAGUCUGAGAUAUGGCUUUUUCUUUGCAACUCUGCCUAGAAGGUCAGCAUCCCGGAGUCGCCGCUUCACUGUUGACGUUGAUACUGGUGUUUUGCGGAUACUAUUUAAUGAAGCUGCCAGUUUGCGCUGUUCUGUGCAGGGAGUAGUACACAGUGUUGUACGAGAUCUUCAGUUUCUUGGCAAUUUCUCGCAUGGAAUAGCCUUCAUUUCUCAGAACAAGAAUAGACUGACAGGUUUCAGAAGAAAGUUCUUUGUUUCUGGCCAUUUGGAGCCUGUAAUCGAACCCACAAUUGCUGAUGCUCCAGAUACUCAACUAAUCUCAAGAAGGCCAGUUUUAUUGCUUCUUUAAUCAGCACAACAGUUUUCAGCUGUGCUAACAUAAUUGCAAAAGGGUUUUCUAAUGAUCAAUUAGCCUUUUAAAAAUGAUAAACUUGCAUUAGCAAACACAACGUGUCAUUGGAACACAGGACUGAUGGUUGCUGAAAAUGGGCCUAUGUAGAUAUUCCAUAAAAAAUCAGCCGUUUCCAGCUACAAUAGCCAUUUACAACAUUAACAAUGUCUACACUGUAUUUCUGAUCAAUUUGAUGUUAUUUUCUUUCGAAAACAAGGACCAUGUCUAAGUGACCAACAAACUUUACAGAAGAUAGCCCUAUUUAGUAAAAGAUCAAGUCCAUAUUAUGGCAAGUACAUCUCAAAUAAGCAAAGAGAAACGACAGUCCAUCAUUACUUUAAGACAUGAAGGUCAGUCAAUACAGAACAUUCCAAGAAAUUUUAACGUUUCUUCAAGUGCAGUCGCAAAAACCAUCAAGCGCUAUGAUGAAACUGGCUCUCAUGAGGACCACAACAGGAAUGGAAGACCCAGAGUUACCUCUGCUGCAGAGGAACUGCUUCACAGAGUUCAAUUAACAGACACAUCUCAACAUCAACUGUUCAGAGGGGAUUGUGUGAAUCAGGCCUUCAUGGUCGAAUUGCUGCAAAGAAAUCACUACUAAAGGACACCAAUAAGAAGAAGAGACCUGCUUGGGCCAAGAAACACGAGCAAUGGACAUUAGACCGGUGGAAAUUUGUCCUUUGGUCCAAUGAGUCGAAAUUGGAGAUUGUUGGUUCCAACCACCAUGUCUUUGUGAGACGCGGUGUGGGUGAACGGAUGAUCUCCGCAUGUGUAUUUCCCACCGUAAAGCAUGGAGGAGGAGGUGUUACGGUGUGGGUUGCUUUGCUGGUGACACCGUCUGUGAUUUAUUUAGAAUUGAAGGCACACUUAACCAGCAUGGCUACCACAGCAUUCUGCAGCGAUACGCCAUCCCAUCUGGUUUGGGCUUAGUGGGACUAUCAUUUGUUUUUCAACAGGACAAUGACCCAACACACAGUAUAUUUUAUAUUAGUUAUCUUGUUUUUUUGUUAUUUUUAGUCCCACCCUUCAGCUCCCCUCAACCCCUCCCAUCUAUCUCUGAACACCGUCCAGUUUUUUUCUUCUAUUUGCCAUAUCUUUUUCGACUGGGCUGUGAUGUUUCACAAAAGUACUGAACCUUUUUAUUCUUAUAGUUUUUACAGAUUGUAAAUUAAAGAUAAAAUGUUUUGCUAAGAGUAUUAUUAUGUUAUUGAUCGAUUGACUAUGACUUUUCAAAUCACCCAGCAGUGCUAUUUGCAUAGUUAGCUCCAGGUAAAUGUUGUAAUUCUUCAGACAUUCCUGAACCUGCGACCAAAAACAAGCUACAUAUGGACAGUACCAAAACAAGUGAUCUAAUGAUUCUGUCUCGUCGCAGCAAAAUCUGCAGAGCUGGGAUGGUGGUAUCCCCCAUAUAUAGAACAUUCUAUUGGUUGCAAGAAUUUUGUAUAAUAAUUUAAAUAGAACAACUUUAAGUUUUGAAUCCGCCGUCGUUUUGUGUAUCAGUUCAUAAACCAUGUGCCAUGGAAUCGGUACAUCGGAAAUCUCUUCCCAGCUAUUUUGCAACCUAUAUGGCACAGCUGUCAAUUUAUUGGUCCUUAAAUGAAAUAUACUUCAAAUAGUAUUGGUUUUCUUUAAAAUACUUGAACUGUGCUCGAUUGAGCUUGUCUGGCUGGCUCAAUGUAACCAAUGAAAUAGUGCCAAAAGUGCAAACCCCGCCCAUCCGGCUCUUCAGACAAGCUCAAUCAAACGAUCCAAGUAUUUGAAAGAAAGGCUGCUUCCAUCUCAGUGAGUGUCUGUGUGUAUGUAAGGUUGGGCAAUGUAACAGCAAAAUGAAGUACAGUAUAUAUUCUAUUCUAUUAAAAUACUCUACUGUUUGUGUGUCUAGUGUCUACUCAGGUCACCAGUCCAUCCUGAUCCCUCCUAUGGAGUUGGAGAUGUCCUUACCUCUGUGGCUGAGCACCCUGAGCCAGUACAAGAUCAGAGAUACCUUCUGCUCCUACUCUGUCAUGGAGCUCUGCACCAAGGGCCUGGGAAUGCAGACUGACGCACUUAAGGUAAGGAACACACACACGCUUACCCUUUUCACACUACUGAGCUGAGCCGAGCCAAGUUGAGCUGUACUGAUGAUGGCCUGGUUACAAAUCCACCAUAGUUGCUGAAACCGUGCUGGAAAGGACAAUAUUAAAAAUAAAACAAUCUGAGCCAGAACAUCACAGUUUGGGUCAUGAAAGGAUACUUCUUAACCACCGCAUGCAUCAGUGGCUGAAUGUGUUUUGUCUGUUUCCAACCUGUGUGUAUUGUUGUAUUGCAUUGUAACCUGUAUGUGGAUUUAUUUCCAGGCGCGGGGUGUGAAUCUGUCGUGUGUGAGGAGCUGUGUGGUGAUAGCAGAGGAGCGUCCCCGGCUGGCCCUGACCCAGUCCUUCUCCAAGCUGUUUAAAGACCUGGGUCUCUCCCCCCGCGCGGUCAGCACAGCCUUCGGAUCCAGGGUCAAUCUAGCAAUCUGCCUACAGGUGUGCCCCAGCUCAUACUCUUUCUCUCUCUCUCUGGCUCUGAACUUCACCACUGUCUCACACACCAACUCAUUAGACUAAAUCUAUAACCCCCACACCUACUAAUUUACUGCGUCAUUAGGUCUAGUUACAGGGGUUAACCUCAGGUAAACAUACAGCUUCAAUUUCUCUCUCUGUUUCUGUGCCAGGGUACCGCUGGGCCAGACCCCUCCACCGUCUAUGUAGACAUGAAGUCCCUCCGCCAUGACAGGUAAGACGAGGCAUAGCUUUCAGUACUAGGGCUCAGAUGUUUUAACUGGUCAGGUCACGUCGACAGGAAAUGCACGGGGCCUACUCAUGUAUUGCUACACUGCAGAGCCAGAGACCAUACUAGAAUGCAAUUUACUGGUGUUCUAUUUCAUUUUGUGUUGGAGACACUGUUAGUCUCAUUCUCUGUCUGUCUUGUCCAUGUCUCUUCCAGGGUGAGGUUGGUGGAGCGAGGUGCCCCCCAGAGUCUUUCCCUCAUGGAGUCAGGCACUGUAAGUAUCCUGGGGUUUCUGACAGUAUGUGGCUGUAUCACUUUUGAUCAGGGUAGCUAAGUGGUCAGGUUACUCAUGCUGUCUUGUCAUCAUGUUCAGUCAUCUAGCUACUGUACUAAAGAAUCAGUGGAUUUGUUCAAAAACAUUGUUGAGAUUGAUGAAACUGUGAGGUUGUCUGUUAACCUAAACCUAAACCCUCCCCUCUGUCUCCAGAUUCUUCCAGGGGUGAGGGUGAUCAUUGUGAACCCAGAGACCAGGGGACCGCUGGGGGAUUCCCAUCUUGGAGAGGUGAGUUGGCAGACAGACACGAGAGUUGAAGGCAUGGCAGCAUUGAGGAAUGGCUGAAAAUUGUGUUAAAACUUGAGUCCUCUCCUUUUUAAACAAAUCUGCUAUCUGUUCAAAUCCCAUCCCCCAUUUUCUGGUCUUUCACCUUGCUUUCUGUUUCUACCUCCUUUGCAUAUAUCUCUCUCUCUGUCUCUCUCUCUCUCUGUCUCUCUCUCUCUCUCUCUCUCUCUCUCUCUCUCUCUCUCUCUCUCUCUCUCUCUCUCUCUCUCUCUCUCUCUCUCUCUCUCUCUCUCUCUCUCUCUCUCUGUCUCUCUCUGUCUCUGUGUGUGUGUGUGUAGAUCUGGAUUCAGAGUCCCCACAGUUCCAGUGGCUACUACACCAUCUAUGGAGAGGAGAGCUUGCAGGCGGACCACUUCAACACGCGGCUGAGUUUCGGGGAGCCACACACCCUGUGGGCCAGGACAGGAUAUCUGGGCUUUGUCAAGAGGACCGAGUUACUGGGGUCCACCGGAGGUUAGGGACCCUUCUAAUAUAACCAUCCCAGCAUUGAGCAUGUUAUGGACUCUCCCAAGUGAGAUAUCUUUCUUAUGCCGAUUCUCACCCUGGACGUCGGUUGCUACACUAAACCAAUCUGAAAAGUUCCACGUAGUCAUACAAGGCAUGUUUAGUCAGUUGAUUGCUCAUUCAGUUACGCAGACGAAAGGAUUCUAGCGCUUUCCAACCAGAACCGUAUUCUUUCUCUCCUCUUAGAUCGGCAUGACGCCCUGUUUGUGGUGGGCCAGUUGGAUGAGACGUUGGAGCUCAGGGGGCUUCGCUACCACCCCAUCGACAUCGAGACGUCUGUGUCCCGGGCUCACCGCAGCAUCGCUGAGAGGUACGAUAAACACCAGUCUGUUCUGUUGUCUGCUCAGACGCACACGCUACAUACAUGCUGACAGUGUUGUCACACACACAGUGCAUAUAUGCUUCACCGAAUGUAUAUAUAUAUACACCCCGCAGAAUCACUGAGGGAUAAGAUGUGCGCACACAUACAUGCAUGUGCAGAGCGUGCAGCAUUAUGAAUAUAGACUCAUGUAUUACUGUCUCUGGGUGACACCAAUAGCACACACAGUUCAAUUUGAAUUAAUGGGCUGAAUGUGAUUGUUGUGACUGUUUGUGGCUGCCUCUGUCUGAGUACGAGUUACACAGAUUGGAUUAUGCACACAGAUCGAAGUUAGGAUUCCGAAGCUGUAACUCGCACUGUUUUGAAGCUGACUGAUGUAACCUGAUGUAUGACUGUUGUGGUCGCCGUCUCUCUUGUCUCCCAGAGCUGUGUUCGACAGUGACAUAUAUUUUCGGUAUAAAGCCACAAUACCAUAAGCCAGUGGUUCUCAAAGGUGGGGUCGUGAAUGUGAUUACAUAUUUUUCAUACAUAUUUUAAUAUGCUACAUAUAGCCUACCAUUUGUAUUUUAUCUACCUUAACCUAUUUGAUCUGGUUUCUAAUAUAGGCCUCAGAACCAAAACGUUUCGCAUCUUGACCAAUGACCAGUCAUCAGGAUUGGCGCGCAAAUGCGGGUGUAUAUCCAGAUUAGUGACCCAAAAGCAUUGCCAGGCAAAAACAUAGUAGACCUACAUUUAUAUUAUCCAUAUAAAAUACAGUUCAGAAAUCUACUACAGAGGCAUCUUUGCCAGAGCAAUAAUAGGCUACCUCGCGAUUUCAUUGAGCAUUUUCAUUGUUCAGAUAGUCCUAGUUUUGGGAGGCUACUGGCUAUAUGUCUAAAGGUAGCUGUGAUAUCGCACUGCCUUCAAUAUUAUGGGAUGAAGUUGUAACAUAUUCUGGCGAGUUUAUUACGGUAUUUGUGAGGAAUUAAAAGGGCUACCCAGUUGGCAACGAGCAUUCUGCGGGCAGGCGGCCCUCUAAAGUGAUAGCACGUGGUGCAGACACAGCGAUUGUGCGUGGGGUGUCGCGAGCUUUGACCUACUGCUUUUUGCAGGUUGCGGGUCAAAACGUUUGCGAACCACUGCUCUAACCCACGGAGCCAUUGGAAGCACAGUUGAAUGUUAAACUUGAAGAGUGACUGACUGUUGGUGCCUGUCUGUCUCUCUCUCUCUGCCAGUGCUGUGUUCACAUGGACCAACCUCCUGGUGGUAGUGGCAGAGCUGGCCGGGUCGGAGCAGGAAGCCCUGGACCUGGUGCCUUUGGUGACCAACGUAGUUCUGGAGGAGCACCACCUGAUUGUGGGCGUGGUGGUCAUCGUGGACCCGGGGGUCAUACCCAUCAACUCCCGGGGAGAGAAGCAGAGGAUGCACCUCCGGGACUCGUUCCUGGCCGACCAGCUGGACCCCAUCUACGUGGCCUAUAACAUG
Molecule: messenger RNA, 44744 nt
Organism: Coregonus sp. 'balchen'
Lineage: Eukaryota; Metazoa; Chordata; Actinopteri; Salmoniformes; Salmonidae
Source: the annotation of a GenBank genome assembly